Messenger RNA from Impatiens glandulifera, 1881 nucleotides. RefSeq names its product cysteine-rich receptor-like protein kinase 25. NCBI's taxonomy places the organism in Eukaryota, Viridiplantae, Streptophyta, Magnoliopsida, Ericales, Balsaminaceae. The transcript is spliced from 6 exons. The record is from RefSeq and is a predicted model, not a curated record. Bases 1 to 1881 code for a protein of 626 amino acids. Gene Ontology annotation, biological process: carbohydrate metabolic process; protein phosphorylation. Gene Ontology annotation, molecular function: chitin binding; ATP binding; protein kinase activity.
AUGGAUAAUAUCACAUAUCGUGCCUCCUUUAUUCAAUCAUCUAUAAAACUAGCAAGAUUGUAUGGCUUCGAGGGUCUCGAUUACCUUUUGUCCCCUCCCGGUGAUGAUUCCAAUGUAACCAACUUGGUUAGUCUCCUAUACGAGUGGCGAACAGCCAUCAUAGAUGAGGCUAGGGUUUCCAACCAGACUAACCUGAUCUUAACCCUACAUGUUAGACAUUCACCAUACCUCCUCAACUACCUAACAUAUAGCAUUGACUCGAUCAUGAAUGGUGUGGAUUGGGUCCAUCUGUUGCCAUCGUUAUCAGAUACAUAUUUCCCGAACAAUGCGAACACCACGAGCGCUCAUGCAUCACUCUACAAUCCUAAUCCGAAUGGUAUGAGUGCAGAUCAAGUGAUAAGAAGUUGGAUCAACUUGGGAUUGACUGCAAACCGAAUAGUCCUCGGCAUUCCUUAUCAUGGUUACGCUUGGAAAUUGAAGAAUGAGGAGAUUAAUGGGAUAGGAGCUCCGGUUAAUGGGCCGGCUAAUGGAAGGGGUAUUGGAGAUAGUGGUUGGAUAAGCUACAAGGAUGUGAAGGAGUAUGUUAGGUCAAAUGGGGAGAAAAAAGUUGUUAAAGUUUACAAUUCAACUUAUGUUAUGAAUUACGUCGCUAUAGGGUCAACAUGGAUAGGCUAUGAUGAUGUGGAAGCUGUCCGGGCUAAAGUUAACUAUGCAAAAGAGAGAGGCUUAAUGGGAUAUUAUGCUGCACAGAUUGAUUAUGAAGAUGCUAACUGGACCCUUUCUCGAGCAGCUGAAGAAGAUGAAAGAUAUACAGAUAUAUCAAGUAAUGAGAUUGGUUUGAUGGACAUGGACAACGGUACUCAAACUCCAAACUUAAAAGUCUUCAGCUUUGCAACCAUUCAAGCUGCCACAAAAAGCUUUUCACAAGAAAAUAAGCUUGGCCAUGGCGGUUAUGGACCAGUUUAUAAGGGUAAAUUAAAGAGUGGGCAUGAAAUUGCGGUCAAAAGGCUUUCAAAGAGUUCAUUACAAGGCUUUGAAGAAUUCAAGAAUGAGGUCAUAUUUACAGCUAAGUUACAACAUGUCAACUUAGUAAAGGUUAUGGGUUUUUGCCUAGAGAAGGAAGAGAAGAUGCUAAUAUAUGAAUUUAUGCCAAAUAAAAGCUUAGAUCAUUACUUAUUUGAUUCGAGAAGACGAUUGCUACUAAAUUGGGAAGUACGUGUUCAAAUAAUUGAAGGAAUCACUCAAGGAUUGUUGUACCUUCAAGAAUACUCAAGAAUGACCGUGAUUCAUAGAGAUAUCAAAGCAAGCAAUAUUUUGCUCGACAAUCAAAUGAAACCGAAGAUAUCAGAUUUUGGGAUGGCUAGAAUUUUCAAAGAAAAUGAGUUUGAGGCAAUAACAAAUAAUGUUGUUGGAACUUAUGGAUACAUUCCACCAGAAUACAUAAGUCAUGGUAUUUAUUCAACUAAAUCGGAUGUAUAUGGUUUUGGGGUUUUAAUCUUGCAAAUCAUAAGUGGCAAAUCAAAUAAUUUCUUAUAUGGAGCCGACGAGAGUCUCAGUUUUCUAGAAUAUGCAUACAAGCUAUGGAGAGAAGAUAGAGGUAGAGAGUUCAUGGAUACAACAUUAGAUGAUACUACUUCCACGUAUAAAUUGACAAAGUUCUUGCAAGUGGCUCUCUUGUGCGUUCAAGAAUGUGCGAGCGAUAGACCAUCUAUGCUUGAAAUUUCAUCUAUGCUUAGAAAUGAAACCGUUGCUAUCAAAACUCCAAAAACACUUGCUUUUUCGAUAAAAAGAGAUUAUGUGACCCCGGAAAGUUGUUUAUUGAAUCAAGGAACCCAAAUAUCAUCCAAUGAUUUUACCAUCACAGAGAUUGUUGCAAGAUGA